AUGGCGUCGCGCACCUACGACGAGGCCCUGCGCCGGCUCGCGCAGCUGCAGUCCAACCACGCCGUGGUGGCCGCCUUCAGCGCCGCCACAAAAACCCCCGGCGGCGACCCCGCCCUCAACGCCCGCGCCAUGCCCGAGACGGCCGCCUGGCUGCGCCGCGCCGGCUACGCCCCCGCCGACCUGGCCGCCGGCGGCCUGCGCUGCGUCCACGUCGCCGGCACCAAGGGCAAGGGCUCCGUCACGGCUCUCGUCGCCGCCGUGCUCGCCCAGUACCCCGCCGCCGGCCCCGUCGCCGCCUACACGUCGCCCCACGUCGUUACCGUGCGCGAGCGCAUCAUGCUGCAAGGCCACCCCAUCGCCCCGGCCAAGUUCGCCGCCUACUUUUUCGAGCUGUGGGACCGCUUCACCGCGGCCGCCGCGUCGCCUGAGGCUGCCACCGACGGCCUGCCCACGGCCCGCGACGCCCCCGACGCCGCCGGCCCCGCCACUAAGCCCUUCUACUUCCGCUUCCUGACGAUUCUGGCGCUGCACGUGUUUGUGCGCGAGGGCGUGCGCUCCGCCGUCGUCGAGACGGGCAUCGGCGGCGAGUACGACCCGACCAACAUCCUGCCGCCGCAGGCUGUCACGGCCGCCGUUGUCACGCAGCUCGGCAUCGACCACGUCGCCAUGCUGGGCGACACGCUCGAGAGCAUCGCCUGGAACAAGGCCGGCAUUUUCAAGGCUGGCGUGCCAGCGUUCACGCGCCGGUUGGACUCUAACUCGGGCGUCAUGGCCGUGCUGCGCGCGCGCGCUGCCGAGAAGGGCGCCAGCGCGCUCGUCGAGCUUGACGACGGCGAUGUUGCUCGCUGGCGCGGCGUCGGCGACGGCGCGCGCCUGCAGGGCCCGUUCCAGAAGCACAACAUGGCGCUGGCGGCCGCCGCCGCGCGCCAGCACCUCGUCGCGCUGGGCCGCGUGUUCGACGGCGAGUUUGCGCGGCCCGACGCGGGCGGCCCGGCGCUGCUGCAGGCGCUGCCGGCCGAGUUUGAGCGCGGGCUGCGGGCGGCGACGCUGCGCGGGCGCUGCGAGGCGUUUGUCGAUCCCGACAGCGGCGCCGAGUGGCUCGUCGACGGCGCGCACACCGAGGACAGCCUCGCGGGCGUGGGCGAGUGGUUUGCCGGCAGGGCGGCCGCGGGACAGCCAGGGGUGCGCCCGGGGCCGCUGCUAACGGCGCUACUCGCGGGGGCCGCGGCUGGGGAUGGGGCCGCGACGCCCGUGUUUACGCAUGCCAUCUUCACGCGGAACAACGAGGAGCUCGCGGACGAGGACCUGGCGGUGCAGCGCAGGGCUUGCGAGGCGCUGCGGGCACUGCCUGGGGCCACUGGCACCGAGACCCACGUGGUGGGCGCCGUGCGGCCGGCCGUCGAGCUGGCCAGGAGCAUUGCCCGGCAGGCUGCGCAGGGGACGCCGUGCAAGGUGCUGGUCACGGGCAGUUUCCACCUGGUGGGCGCGGUGCUGCGGACCGUUGGUCACGAUGUGGAAGAGUAG
This is a messenger RNA of Lasiosphaeria miniovina, 1524 nucleotides long. Its product is annotated as Mur ligase. NCBI's taxonomy places the organism in Eukaryota, Fungi, Ascomycota, Sordariomycetes, Sordariales, Lasiosphaeriaceae. The record is from RefSeq and is a predicted model, not a curated record. Gene Ontology annotation, molecular function: ATP binding; tetrahydrofolylpolyglutamate synthase activity. Gene Ontology annotation, cellular component: cytosol; mitochondrion; cytoplasm. Gene Ontology annotation, biological process: tetrahydrofolylpolyglutamate biosynthetic process. The coding region runs from base 1 to 1524 and encodes 507 amino acids. The transcript has 2 exons.